CAAUAUUAAAAUCUUCCACAUAUUAGUUUAACUUAACUACAACGAAAUCAUGGUUGUAUAUAUAUAUAUAAAGGUAUAAAUUUAUAGGUAUAUAUCUGAAUUUUGGACCGAACUAAAAACACUUGUUAUCCGGUUCGCCUGCCCGCUCGGUUGUCGCAUCGAUCGGAGGUUAAGAAUGCGAAACGGGUGACCGUUACAGAUUGAUUGCUCCGUGCUAAAAUGUCACAGAAUUCGACAAGUUGAUCACAAGACCGAAGGAAUGGGAUCGUCAAUCGUCGUGGGAGUACUUCCAUUGUGUCGUGCCUUCAAUUCUUCUUCGGAGUUCGUUCCUUCAACUCUUAUUCUAUCGAUCUAAUCAUGGUAAAAUCCGCCUUCUCCCCCUCGAACUUUAGUUCAGAUCGAUCCGAUAGAAAAAAGGUUUGCAGACCAAGGAUCAUCUCCCUUUUUCUUCCGAUUCCUCGCCUUCAGGAUAGAACGUCUAUAGAUUGAUUGGGGAAUGUGCAUUUCUGUCGAUUGAUCGGAGAAGAAAGUUACCUUUUCUUUCUUUAAUUGUAAACUUGUGCCCGCCUCCUGCUGCGCCAGGAUAUCAAAAUCUCUUUGCUGCGGAGUUGGCGAGGUCUGAGGAAUCCAAUGUUUUUGAUUCCUUGGAAUAUCUGUGUAGCGGAAAGCUAGGGUUUUGUCUUGUUCCCUUGCUUUAUUUUAUUAUUUUCUGCAGUCGUAUUACGUGAAGGUGUUCUUUCUAACCUCCAAACGUAGUAAUCUGAGGGAACAUCAAUACCCAAGCUUCCCUCUGGUAACUACUUUGAUUCGCCUCGUGUCCAUUUUGUCUUGUCUCGUUUGGAGGGGGAUGACAUCUUCUUGGUUUAAAUUCCGGCAUGAAGACCUGCGUCUUACAAUGUGGCAGGGCGGCUACGGGCGGAGUGCCACUCUGCCUUCUGGUGGUGAAUCCUGUCCAAGACAGCAGGAACUGCUGCUGGAGAUCAAAGGAUGGAUACUACAAUAUGUAUUGAAGAUCAACUGUCCAAGUUGCAUCCAUGCUUUCCUGUGCAGACAAGAAUUGCUAUCGUGGGAGCUGGGCCAAGUGGAUUAUCAGCUGCCUAUGCCCUGGCGAAGCUUGGAUAUGGUAACGUGACCAUAUUCGAGAAGUGUCAAUCAGUUGCUGGAAUGUGUGAAUCAGUUGAUAUUGAAGGAAAAAUUUAUGAUCUGGGAGGUCAAGUUAUUGCUGCAAACAGUGCCCCUGUUAUAUCUCAUUUGGCAAAGGAAGUAGGUGCAGAAUUUGAAGAAAUGGACUCACACAAGCUUGCUUUUAUUGAUAGCCGUAGUGGGAAAUUCGAAGACAUGAAAGUGGCUGAUGAUUAUGCUUCUCUGAUCUCCAUGACAUUGAAAUUACAAGAUGAAGCAACAAGGUCCGGUCAUAUUGGAAUUCAUGCAUUGAGUGGCAUUGCAUCUGAUUCAACUCUUGAUUUUCUGAAGUUGCACGGCCUGAGUUCUUUGCCUAAAUCAGUAGCAUAUGGUUAUACUGCAUCUGGUUAUGGUUUUGUUCAAGACAUGCCAUAUGCUUAUAUUCAAGAGUUCACUAGGACUUCCAUGGCUGGAAAGAUUCGGCGUUUUAAAGGAGGAUACAUGAGCAUGUGGCAAAAGCUUAGCCAGUCUCUACCCUUUGAAGUCCUGUGUAACACCGAGGUUUUGAUGGUCAAGCGAAAUAUUUCAGGUGUCAGAGUAACUGUCAAGAAUGCUGAUGAUGAGCAAAAACUUAUGAAGUUUGAUAAAAUUAUCUUUUCAGGUAAUUUGACAUUCAAGAAUGGAAGGACAUACAGGUCUUCAUUCCUAACAACUGGGGAAAAUGAGGUGGUAGAUUUGAAUGAUCUCGAGAAGCAGCUAUUCUGUAAGGUGCGAACAAUAGAUUACUACACCACCGUUCUCAAGAUCAAAGGAUUUGAGCAUAUAUCUGUUGGUUUUUAUUACUUCGGGGAAUUUAUGGAGGAUCCUGCAACUAUUGGACAUCCUGUAGCAAUGCAAAGAUUCUUUGCUGAUACAAAUAUUUUCCUGUUUUGGUCUUAUGGAAACUCCAGUAAUAUCAGGAGUCCAACUGUGACCAGCCUUCUGAUUAAUGUUGUGAGGACCAUGGGAGGAAUCAUCGAAAAGGUGGUAUUGCAGCGCCGGUUCAAAUACUUCCCUCACGUUGAUAGUGAAGAGAUGAAAAAUGGCUUCUUUGAGAAGUUGGAAACACAACUUCAAGGUUUUCAGAAUACUUAUUAUUUGGGAGGGCUGAUGGCUUUUGAACUAACAGAACGAAACUCAUCUUAUGCCAUGGCAUUGGUCUGUAAUUACUUUGCCAGACGUGGUGAGAUGCCAUUGAUUCCAUAUGUUAAGAGAUUGUUUCCUCUAGUUUCUAGUCAAGAGCCAUAUUUUCAGAGAGAACUUGGUGAACUUGCAGGCGUAGAAUUUCCAGAUCUGCCUUCCCUAGAUAGUUAUUUGAGCUUCUGGGGAACUCAUCCAGUCACCGUUAGUAAAACUCUCUAUACUUGGAUUACUGAGGAAGGUCAAGUUGUGGACCAGAGAACCUACAGUGAACUCCAAGCCAAUGCAUGUCAUAUUGCUCAAAAUCUGUUAACAAGCAAGAAACCAACUUUCAAGCCAGGUGACCGGGUUCUUUUAGUCUACCUCCCUGGUCUGGAAUUUAUUGAUGCCUUUUUUGGGUGCCUCAAAGCAAAAAUCAUACCAGUUCCUCUUUUGCCUCCUGAUCCACUAAAGAGAGGUGGACAAGCACUUCUCAAGAUUCAUAACAUUUCUAAAUUGUGCAACACUGUAGCAAUUCUAUCCACAUCUUCAUACCACAGAGCUGUUAGAACAGGCUUUGUGAUGAAUGUGAUAUCAUUGACAAAUAGCAAUUCGAGAUCUUCAGCUUUUUGGCCUGACCUUCCAUGGAUCUAUACAGAUUCAUUGAUCAAGAAGUAUAGAAGUCAGUCUAGGAAACUGAAAGACUUGGAAUCUGAAGCCAUAAGCUCUGAGUCUCAACCAGAUGAUAUAUGCUUUCUGCAAUUCACAUCAGGUUCGACUGGUGAUCCAAAGGGGGUGAUGAUAACUCAUGGAGGGUUAAUUCAUAAUGUCAAAACAAUGAGAAGAAAAUAUAGGAGCACCUCAAGAACUAUUUUGGUUAGUUGGCUUCCUCAGUAUCAUGACAUGGGGCUUAUAGGUGGCCUUUUUACUGCUCUAGUCAGUGGUGGAUCUUCAAUUCUUUUCUCACCAAUGACAUUUAUCAGGAAUCCUCUUCUGUGGCUUCAAACCAUGAGUGACUAUCAGGCAACUCACAGUGCAGCUCCUAAUUUCGCAUUUGAACUGGUAAUUAGAAGGUUAGAAUCUGAUAAAGUAAAGAACCAUGCUUAUGAUCUGUCUUCAGUUGUCUUUCUUAUGGUUGCUGCUGAACCAGUGAGGCAGAAAACUCUAAAAAAAUUCAUUGAUAUUUCUCGACCAUUUGGCCUUUGUCAAGAGAUUUUGGCUCCCGGCUAUGGUCUGGCUGAGAACUGUGUGUUUGUAAGCUGUGCUUUUGGAGAGGGUAAGCCAGUCCUCAUAGAUUGGCAGGGUAGAGUCUGCUGUGGCUACGUCAAUCCGAAUGAUUCGGAUGUUGACAUUACGAUCAUAGAUCCAGAAACUCUCAAAGAGCAUGAAGAAUUUGGGAAAGAGGGUGAGAUAUGGAUUAGCAGUCCCAGUGCAGGUAUAGGGUACUGGGGUGAUAAAGAUAUGAGUCAAAAGACAUUCUUUAAUGAGCUCGAUAACCACAAAGGCAAGAGAUACACAAGAACAGGAGACCUGGGGAGAAUAAUUGAUGGGAAGCUUUUCAUUACUGGAAGAAUAAAGGAUUUAAUUAUUGUUGCUGGAAGAAACAUCUACUCUGCCGAUGUAGAGAAGACAGUAGAAAGUUCAUCCAAAGCCUUACGCCCAGGUUGCUGUGCUGUUAUUGGUGUUCCAGAGGAAACGUUGACAGAAAAAGGGAUUUCCGUUCCGGAGACUUCUGAUCAAGUUGGACUGGUUGUGAUUGCCGAGGUUAAGGAGGGAGAAUCAGUGAAUGAAGAGAUUGUUGAGGAAAUCAAAGGACGAGUAACAGAAGAACAUGGUGUCUCUGUAGCUUCUGUGAAGCUGAUUAAGCCUAGAACUAUAUCAAAAACAUCAUCCGGAAAGAUCCGAAGGUUUGAAUGCCUGAAGCAAUUCACAGAUGACACACUAAUUCUAGUAAAAAAGCCCAAUAUUUCUAAGAAGAUUUUAUCUCGAUCUUUCACCACUGGCAGCUCCAUAGAGGGAAGGAGAUUACACCUGCCACUGGAUAAAUCUCCUAAUUUUCAACCUCGCAAUGCUGGAAAGAAUGUUGGUGAAAUAAUCAAUUUUCUGAAAAGACUUGUAGCAGAGCAAACUGGGUUAGAAGUUGAGAAGAUAUCUGCUACUGAAAGCCUUGUUUCAUACGGUAUUGAUUCAAUUGGAGUGGUUAGAGCAGCACAGAAACUCUCAGAUUAUCUUGGUGUUCCUGUUGGAGCAGUAGACAUUUUCACUGCAACUAGCAUUUCAGAUUUAGCAAGCUUUUCAGGAAAUCUUCUUCUUGAGUCUCAGCCCGGGUCCAUGACAACUACUUCUUACCUUCCAGAGGUUGAAGCAGAAUUCCUCGGGCACGAUAUUAAUCCAUCAACAAUUUGGAAACUGACUAUAUGGUUGCUACAACUUUUGGCCAUCACUUAUAUUUCUUUUAUCCUCGUUUUUCCUGCUUAUGUUUCAAGCUCCAUGUUCAUGAAGUUGCAUCCUCUUAUUCUGAUCGAGGAAAUGUCAUUCGCAUCUUCUCUUAUUUCUCUUGUCCUGGCACCUCUUGCCUGGAUUUCCUACAUCUUCCUCACCUGCCUUUUCCUCUCCCUGUUUGGAAACUCGUUCUUACAGCUUAACUAUGUUCUCACCCCAGAGGUCUCCAUCUGGUCCGUUGAUUUUGUAAAGUGGUGGGCACUUAGCAAGGCUCAAGAACUGGCCGCAAAAUUCUUGGCUGUAUACCUCAGAGGGACAGCAUUCUUGAAUCAUUGGUACAGGAUGCAAGGAGCUCGGAUAGGAUCAUCUGUUCUAAUCGACACUGUUGACAUUACAGACCCCUUUUUGGUGUCAUUUGGAGAAGCAUCUGUGAUAGCGGAAGGUGUAAUGAUUCAAAGCCAUGAAGUGAAGAAUGGAGUAUUGAGCUUUCACUCGGUCCAAGUUGGCCGGAAUUCCACAAUCGGCCCCUAUGCCAUACUUGAGAAAGGAAGUGUAGUGGGAGAUGGUGCAGAGGUUCGGCCUCUACAAAAGGUUGAGGGUGUAAAUCCUAUAAUCAGAUCAGAGAAAGCCUCUAAACUUUGCAAGAAAGAAUUAGACGAAGAGAUUCCAAAGACUUUGGUAACACUUUAUCACCUUCUGGGAAUCUAUGCAGUCGGUUUCCUUAGUUCCUUCUCUGGUGCCAUUGUUUAUUUGUCAUACGUAUACCUCACCAGAACCUCGUUUCUGCUGCAUUAUUUCAUGUUGGCAUGCGUUGCUGGUGCCUUCCAUUGGUUGCCGGCUGUUGUGGCAGCAUGUGCCUCCAUAAUUACUGAGAUCUCAUCCGGUCCAGCAACUUCUGCUUCCUUCCUUGCCCUUGCUUACUUCUGCCAUGGUCUAGUCCUCAGCCUCCUCAGCGGUAUUCUUAACCGCUGCCUUGCUGGAGAUCGAGGAACUCAAAGAUCCCACAUCAAAACAUGGUUUCUCUAUCGAGUAAACAUCGCCUGCCACCUCAGGUUUGCCAAACUAUUGACAGGAACAGAAGCAUUUUGCACAUAUCUACGCCUUUUCGGGGCUAAAGUGGGUCGUCAUUGUUCUAUCAGAGCCAUCAAUCCAGUUUGUAGCCCCAGAAUGAUUUCCAUUGGAGAUGGCGUCCAUCUUGGUGAUUUCAGCCGGAUUGUAACUGGAUUCUAUUCCUCUGAUGGUUUUACUUGUGGAGAAAUCCAGGUGCAGAAGAACUCGGUUGUUGGAAGCCAAAGCCUCAUCCUCUCAGGCUCAAACAUCCACGAAGAUGUUGUCCUGGGAGCCCUUUCUAUUGCACCUGUGGGUUCUGUACUUGAAAGAGGUGGCAUCUAUAUGGGUUGUCAGACACCAAUCUUGGUCAAAAACACCUUGCAUGCUUUAGAUGAGAGGAUCGAAGAGAUGGACGAAAAGUACAAGAAGAUCGUUGGUAAACUUGCUGGAAACUUGGCCAUAACGACGAUGAAAGCCAAAUCAAGGUACUUCCAUCGGAUUGGUGUUGGUGGAAAGGGUGUUCUAAAUAUCUACCAGGAUCUCUUAGGAUUGCCGAAUCACAGCAUCUUCGGGCCAGGCAAGUGUUUCCCGGUAGUAAUCCGACAUAGCAACAGUCUCAGUGCAGAUGAUGAUGCCAGGAUUGAUGCACGGGGCGCUGCUUUACGGAUUCUGUCAGAAGAAAGUCGUCAAGUACCUCUUCUUGAUCUGACCCUGAAAACAGGCAAAGCUUUCUAUGCACGCACCAUCGAAGACUUCGCCACUUGGCUCUCAUGUGGCCUUCCUGCAAGAGAGCAGCAAGUGGAGCGUUGUCCCCACAUUCGUGAUGCUGUCUGGAGUUCGCUGAGGAACACAAACUCUUACACAGAGCUGCACUACUAUUCAAACAUCUGCAGGCUAUUACGCUUUGACAGUGGCGAGGAGAUGUAUGUCAAGUUCAAACUCCGACCUGUUGAUCGUGACAUUGGUGAGGUCUCCGGUCACGUUGCUCCGAAGGGUAUCCUUCCUCCGGAAACCGGUGCAAUCCCAAGGGAAGAGAAUGACACCCGUCCGUUGCUCUUCCUCGCCGAUGAUUUCCGGAGACGAGUAGAUUCCUCAGGUCACGUCCGUUAUAUAUUUCAGCUGCAAUGCAGGCCAGUUCCAUCGGACGGAGAAGAACGUGAAUGGGCUCUCGACUGCACCAGGCCAUGGGAUGAGACGGAGUACCCGUACAUGGACAUCGGCGAGAUCACAAUCGAUCAGAAUCUCACCAUGGAAGAAUCCGAGAGACUGGAAUUCAACCCGUUUCUCCGCUGCAACGAGGUCGAUAUUAUCCGAGCAACCUCGUGCUCCCAAAGUGCAUCUAUUGAUCAUGGCCGCUCAUUGGUGUACGAGAUAUGUCAACAUCUACGUAACGGCACGCCGCUCCCAAUGGCCUGGCGGAGCUUCCUUGAGCAGUCUGGUGCAAAGGUGGACCUUUCUGGUUGUCCAAUGGCAGCAACCGCGGCGAUGCUGACAAAGGAAUUUGGUGACCGCAGAGUGACACUGGCGAGGACUAGGUGUCAAACACUCUGGGCUACCUGUUGUCAGCCACUGCUGCAGACAUUGCUGCCUUAUUUCGUUCUUGGAAUGGUGAUCUUCCUGCUGCUCCGUUGGAUGCUCAUCGUCAAGUCCACUCUGGAGCUGCCACUGCAUUGGUUGCUGCCGCCAUUCUGGGUUGCGUCGGGGAUCAUGGCCGGACUGAUAUGUGCCGGAGCCAAGUGGGUGCUGGUGGGGAGGAAGAAGGAAGGAGAAGCGGUGCUGAUAUGGAGCCGGGUGGUAUUCAUGGACACGGUGUGGCAGGCGCUAAGGACUGUGGUGGGUGACUACUUCGUGGAGAUGAUAACCGGAUCCGUGUUGUUCGGGGUGUGGAUGCAGCUCAUGGGGUCGAGCAUCGAGGUGGACGACGGGGUCUACGUGGACAGCAUGGGAGCAGUGCUGAACCCAGAGAUGGUGGAGAUCCGGAGGGGUGGGGCUGUGGGGAGGGAUGCACUGCUCUUUGGGCAUAGCUACCAAGGGGAAGAAGGGAGAGUGAAGUACGGGAAGAUUAAGGUUGGGGAGGGCGGGUUUGUAGGAAGCAGGGCUGUGGUCAUGCCUGGGGCGAGGGUGGAGAGUGGGGGUUGUCUUGGUGCCCUUUCCUUGGCCAUGAAAGGAGAGGUUGUGAAGUCCAGGUGAAUGUUGUGCCUCUAACAAAUAAGUGUUAGGCUUGAUGUUAGUCACAU
Musa acuminata AAA Group (dessert banana) is the source of this 8009-nucleotide messenger RNA. RefSeq lists its product as uncharacterized. Bases 988 to 7962 code for a protein of 2324 amino acids. The record is from RefSeq and is a predicted model, not a curated record. Gene Ontology annotation, biological process: lipid biosynthetic process; response to oxidative stress. The transcript is spliced from 8 exons. Lineage: Eukaryota; Viridiplantae; Streptophyta; Magnoliopsida; Zingiberales; Musaceae. Gene Ontology annotation, molecular function: phosphopantetheine binding; catalase activity; heme binding.